Penicillium maclennaniae is the source of this 456-nucleotide messenger RNA. RefSeq lists its product as uncharacterized. The transcript has 3 exons. NCBI's taxonomy places the organism in Eukaryota, Fungi, Ascomycota, Eurotiomycetes, Eurotiales, Aspergillaceae. The record is from RefSeq and is a predicted model, not a curated record. The coding region runs from base 1 to 456 and encodes 151 amino acids.
AUGGCCCAAUCCAGACAAACAAACCUCGAAGGCAUGGCCAAAUGGGCCGACAAUACCAACGAUCUCGCCAAGGAAGUCGAUCUUGAGAACCACGACACCAAGCUCCCAGAAGUCAUCGACAACAUCAGACAAGAACUCACCCAGAUCACGGAGGAUACUAGCACUUCUUCUUCGCAUGCGUAUUCUGCGUCGGAGCAGGAGGGUAUCAAAUCAUCUUAUCACAAUUUUGUGCAAUCUCAGGAGGCGCUGUUGAGCACUAUUAUUGGGAAACAUAAAAUUCUAGCCCAGACGCCGUUCACGGCGCCGAUGGGCACGAUCCUGACUAUGCUGGAGAGUGGGUUUGAUGCGUUGGGCGAUGCUGUUAUUGGGGAGGUGCCUUUAUUUAUGAAGGAGGUGGAGGCCAUGAGGGAUCGGUUGGAUGGUAUGCUGGGCCAAGCUAUUGACUUGUAUGGUUAG